UCCAUCAAAAAAAAACUUGUGCGUCGUGUUAUGUCAGACGUCAUUUCGCUAAUCGCUUAUCAGUCAUCGCUGUCAGCCUAGUCAAAGUUAAGUUGUUUUUGCCAGUGUUUAUUGCAAAUUUUUGUUAUUGUAAAUAUUAACUAAAAUUACCUUUCCGGAUACUAGACAGUUAGAAAUUUAGCUAAAGAAAAGUUUUGGCGAGUUCACCUAUAAAAAAUUGUAUCUUCUCAGCUUCUAACAAACUAAAGAUUUGUCAUGGCAAGUGAAAGUAGUUCUGCAGUGUUGGAGUUGAAUGAUGCUGACGGAACUGAUACGGAGGUGGGCAGUGUGACAGACGACAGGGAGGGAACCCCGCUGAUAAUGGAGACAGGCAUGGACAUAGCUGUUAAGGUCGAUGCUCCGAUGAAGCAGCUGUCCACGAUGGAGACAUUUGUGACGUACCGCGUGAGAUGCGUGUGCGGAAGAUGGCCGUGCCCGCCCUACACGAGGAGGAGGUUCAAUCACUUCAAAUUGCUCCACAAGCGGCUGAGCUCGUCAUACCCCCUGGUGGCGGUGCCCCCCCUGCCGCCGCUGCACUCGGCUCGCCAGCAGCUCGACAGAUAUUCGCCGUCAUUUGUAGCCAUUAGGACGCUGGCGUUGGACACCUUCUUACAGAGGAUAUCAAAGCAUCCGAUAUUGACCCACGACGAGGAUCUUAGGUUGUUCCUGACCACCCCUGACGAUGAACUGGAUAAGGUGUUCAAGAGUGACAGUAGCGCGAUGAAUCUGUGGGGUUUGAGUCUCUACAGUGACAAACAGGCGACCAACGGUGCCAGAGUUCGUGACCCGGAGUUCGUCGCUGCAGCGGAAUACAUGCAGUCCUUGCAGCAGAAACUGACCACCCUGUGCUCCAUUACCGAGAAGCUGUACUCUGGCGGCACCAAGCUGAGCUCUGAAUAUAGCAGCAUGCGACGCGCGUGUGACGCGUGGUCGAGCGGAGUGGGCGGCGCAGCAGCACGCGCGGCGGGGGCGCUGGCUGCCGGCUGCGGGCGGGCGGCAGCGGCCCGCGCGGGGGCCCCGCUGCGAUACCGCGCCACGCUGCCGCUGCUGGCCGACUACGCGCGGGCACACCUCGACAAGAUCCGCGCGAGGGACGCGCUGCACGCGGCUCACGUGGCGGGCAACAGUUCCGAUGACCUACACAACAAAUUAGAGCAAGCAUCGGAGGCGUUGCGUUCAGAACUCGGCGACUGGAUUCCCAAGACCCGGGCGGAAAUCAAGUCCAUACUCCUGGAUCUGGCUGACAAGCAAGUGGCCAUCCACUCACAGUCACUGCUCGGCUGGGAGUACGCCCUGAAACUCUCCACCGAAGCUGACGUCACACAAAUGUUUAAAACAGUGUCCAAAACUGCAGUGCAGAACUUAUCCCCUUCAAAGUGCCAAUCCUUCGAUGUUGAAACCGACAGUGAUGAUGAUAAAACAAGUGGCAGGUACUCACUCGGUGAUGAACGAAUAAAAAGUGAACUGAACGGUGAUAGAGUCAGUACUUGUGAUGAUACCAGUGGUGAUAAGACUGGUGUCAGUGAUAAAGUGAUCGAUACGGUGGAAUCGGUGUUUGAGAAGACCUCGGUGACGGAUGACAGUGAGUGUGUCAAGAUAUCUGAUCCGCUGCAGGACUUUUCUGAUGUGGAAUUAUCAUGAUUGUGUGAUUCGGUCUUCUGUGAUGUCCUCAAGAAGAUGACCAAAUGACUGCAAAAUAAUAAUUUGACUGUUGUAAAUUUGUAAUGGUUAUCUUAAUUGUAAUAUUUAUUCAAACGUUAGAUAAUUUAUACAUCUAAAUAGAGCCUCUUGCUGCUAGUCCACCGAUAAAAACAGGCCAGGUUUAUAACUUAAGUGUGCGUGACAAGCUUCGUGCUACACUCGCGAUUUGUAUGUCACUUUGUGUGAGUGUGCGUGCAUUGCUCAAAAUAGAGGUUAACUGUCAACCUCAUAAUUUUUUUUGAGGUUUUCACAGAUGUAACAGUCUGUCAAGAUGUAUUUAUGAUUCAAUCAAUAAUAUUUGAACAGUAAUAUAUAAUGUUAUUUAGAAGCAGUUUUUGAAAUUUAAAAUGUUUAAAUGUGAUAGACUUAUUAAGAAAUCAUUAACCGGAGUGUACUUAUAAGAUGUAAAAAUGUGCGUAACUAUAUUAUCAAAAGUCAUAAUAUCAUAUAUUGUUAUACAUUUUCUCCAUAGAAAAACACCAAACAAUACUUUUAUGCAAAUUAUGCAGUAUUUUACUACAAGCUUAUCUAUACAUGAGAUACUACCACCACCUACAUACGACAACACAACGCGUAGAGAUUUGAAAUUUGGUAGAAAUAUUCCUUUCGCGGUUUCGAGUCACGCAUCGUUCAUAAAUUUUGGUUACAAAUUUAAUUUGAUAAUGCUGACUUGAUCUUUAUUUAAAUGAGGCUUAUGUGGGUUCAAGUCGUCGGUGAGUGGCAGCUCACGAUACUCAAAAUAAAUAAAAAAAAAAUAAAAAACUAAAAAUUUGCAAAAUAGCAUUUUAUUAUUUAUUAUAGCUGUAUUCAUUUUGUAGUGUAAGAUAUUCUACUAUAUUUAACACGAGAAGUGUUUCGUUGAGCUGAUUAGUUUUAUUCCACUAUCAUUCUACACCACAAACUUUAAUAUCAUAUUCUUUUUGGGUUAAAAACGCAUUGAUUUCAUCAAAAUUGAUAUCUUUGGAAUUAUUUUGCAUAAGCACGACCACCACUCCGGAAAGUAAUGUCAAUAAGAUCUUUCUUUAAGACUCACUGUAAGCACAUAAUAUAUAUAUAUAAGCUAAAGCUGUAUCAAAAGUUACGCUUAAACAGACGAAGGCCUCGCGCGACUCACAGUACUGCGAUGUCCGCUUUUACGUUGUUUCCUUACUGUUUUAUCUUAUCUUUAUGGGAAAUUAGAAUAGUAUCUUUUCACAAAUCAUUGAUUUUUCAAAUCUAUACGCUGGUAAUUAUUAUACAGCAGUUUAACACUGAAGAAUAAUUAUUUAACCUCGAGGAAGACAUUAAUGAAUCUUACGCCAUCUCCUCUCCUCGCGUCACACUUCACACCGCUAAACUAUCGCCUCCUCUCUGACACCCGCUGCUCACUUAACUUUACUCAUUACAAUAUACUGUGUUCUAAAGCCACUUAAGCAAUUCGUAUGACCUUUGGAGUACACACUCUAGAUUAUUUAUAAAUGUUUACACAUUUGCUUAUCAUAAUUUGUAUAAAAAGUUUUAUAUAAGUUAUAAAUAGAUAUAUAAUGCAGGCUGCCAAAUUAUUUUAGUAUUCUGUAAAAUAAGACAGUACCGUUGUUAGAAUAUUUUAUAACAUUUGCUCAAAAAGUUUUCCUUGCAUGUUUAGAGUGCGAAAAGGAUGUCAUUUCUUCACAAGUUACGGUUUGGUAACGUCGUCCCUUCGCUUCGUGUGUGCUGUACAGUGAGAAUCCAGGUCCAACUGCAUCUGAAGAGGAUUAAUAAAUAAAAGGCACCAGAACCCUCUAAGGUGAAGACAUCUUCCAGAGACUACUUCUUACCUGGGCCACACACAGCUAGGCCAGUCUAUUUCCACGAUAUGUCCGCCCAGAUUGUUAUUGGCCGACCAUUCCUCUUACCCAUUGGGCCGUUCCAUUUGGUUGCUUUGUGUUACCACCUUUUGGUCUGGAGCCUGGCUAUGUGGCUAGUCCGGACUUCACUGAGCGCGUAAAUGACUUAAGAGUAUUAUUGUAUAACAUUACUCACUCAUUAACAUAGAACAGAAAACUUAGAGGUAGGUAAUUUGUCCAAGGAUUAAACUGUUUUUUAUCGGUUUUCUUUCGUUGUUUAAUUUUUUUCGCAAAUGUGUAUCAAAAUGUACUAUUUGAACACACUUGCCUGUAACUUGCGUCUACAUUUCUCUUGAGUAUUACAUAUCUCUUGCGCUCAAAAAAAAUAUGAUGGCUCGCGAGCUUCUUUUGAAAGUAGGACGAAAUCAAGCAGGGGGAAACGUUUCAGCUCUUGUAAGGAUGGACGUAACGCGGCGUAAACUCAGAUUUUAUUAAUCGAGCAAAAAAACUAUUGGUAUACAGGAAAGAAUAAAUCAGCAAAGUAGGUCGAAUAGAAAAGGAAAGCGGUGAGGUUGUGGCCAUCAGAUUCCGGACUCUUGGUGAACAUGUUUGACAGAAUACUGAGAUGUGGGGGGAUUGAACGUCCUGCUCGUCUCGUAUCUUUGUCAUAAAAAAAACUAUCCCGGACUCAAAAUGCAAAAGUCUAUAGGGAGAUCAGUGGGAGACUUCUUAGCAUACAGGCUAAAAGGGUACCAUCAUGGUAACUUUUUCUGCCGUAGUGUGCAGGCACUAAGUGCUCUUUUUCUUACAGGAAAUGGUUUUCCGUGUGGCCAAGAGCGUUCGUAGUACACGCUGCGACGGGUGACGGGAAAAGGGCCCUAAUAUAUUUCGGAUUGAAAGGCGCCAUAUCUAGUGAGACUCAUGUCUCUAAGUGAAUCUUGGGUUUCUCAAUACUCCUGCGGCACUACAGUGGGCAUUUCACUUACCACCAGGUCGUUAGGGAUCAAUCGGUUUAUUCACUUGUUGCCAUAAUCACCUUGUUAACUAGCUCAUCGUGGGAUGAUUGUCGCGUAAAUAUGAAGGGUGUAUAAUAACUUAUAAAUUAUUUAUUUAUUUAGCGUUCCAUCAUAUCACUAGAUGUAGCAAUAACCAUGUAUUGUAUAUAAUGUGUCUGUAAAUAAAAUUUUUAAUGUUUUAA
Molecule: messenger RNA, 4743 nt
Organism: Leptidea sinapis
Lineage: Eukaryota; Metazoa; Arthropoda; Insecta; Lepidoptera; Pieridae
Product: sorting nexin-7-like
Exons: 10
Coding region: 256-1680 (474 amino acids)
Molecular function (GO): phosphatidylinositol binding
Source: RefSeq, a predicted model, not a curated record